Sphaeroforma arctica JP610 is the source of this 3295-nucleotide messenger RNA. RefSeq lists its product as hypothetical. The record is from RefSeq and is a predicted model, not a curated record. Bases 57 to 3260 code for a protein of 1067 amino acids. Gene Ontology annotation, biological process: proteasomal ubiquitin-independent protein catabolic process. Gene Ontology annotation, molecular function: proteasome binding; peptidase activator activity. The transcript has 19 exons. Gene Ontology annotation, cellular component: cytosol; nucleus. NCBI's taxonomy places the organism in Eukaryota, Ichthyosporea, Ichthyophonida.
GGGGCAGUUCACCCGACGACGAUGGCGCGGACAAAGAAGUGCUGUGGGAUAUUCACAUGGUGUCAAAAUGUGUCAAGAACGCAGGGCCUGCCCUGAUGGCGCACAGUGAUGCGGUGCUGUCAGUUGUGCGUGACACCAUUGACUCGCCCAUCAAAGCCGUGGCUAAGGUGUCGUUUAAGUUGCUCAAGAGUAUACUGCACUCUCUGUCAGCUGAGUACCCGGUUGAUCACAGGUCAUACUCUCCCGCUCAGCAAGAGUCUCGGGUGGGUCUGAGUGAGUGGGGAACAUCGCCCGACUAUCAGUCACUGGAAAUGCAAUGGCACACACCCAACAGUGACGAACUCACGAUGGCUAACGCAAUCCUCACAGAAUUCAUGGCCCCAGCCAUGGACCGCCUCGCCAAACGCGCACUCACCUAUCGCACUGGAGAUCAUAGUGAAUGGAACACAGCAGCUGAACGGCUUGAGCUGUGGAGAGAUCUGCACAUCAUCAGGCGAUGCAAAGCAGGUGCUGACUCUCUCUAUACCGCAACCGCCUUGGCGGUGGUUCCGGAUGAGAACGAUGCCGUGGCCAUGAGCUACGGCGACGUCCCCGACGCCAUGACCGAAGACACGCCCCACAACACCAACACACACACACAAACACACACAUACACAGCACCAGCUACCACCCACAGUCACACAGACACCUAUCGCACAGGCACAACACACAGCACAGUGCCUAUGCCACGGCGUCUGUGCAUCACCUGCACGCCACUCACAGUGCCACUGCCUGUGGCUGUGGGGGCCACUGAGCUGCAACGGUUAAUGGUGGAUGUGUGUGAGACGAUGCUGACCACACACGCGGAUGAGGUGACACUGCUGUGUCUGUUGUCGAAGACGCUGCACGCCGUUACUAUCCACGACCUCAAGCUGUCCACACGACUGUACGAGCAGAAGAAGAUCUAUCAGGCCAUGAAGGUCACGUGUUCUAACCCUUUGGCGCCGCAAUCGGCCACUCGGCUGAUGGUGAUGAAGAGAGUGCACAUUCUGUAUCUCACCAGACGAGGAAGAGACCGCUCCGCCAUCACAUACACUCACCUGCACUACCAUCUGUUACACUGUAUGGCGCUGAUGUCCACGACACAUUAUAUCAAAGUGCGUAAAGCGGCGCAGAAGGCAUUCAAUUCAGCUGUGCGCUUCUACGCUCGUGCUAAGUACGAUCUCUUCCCUGUGUUGCUACAGACCUUAGCACAUCCAAACACCCCCCUGCAGCGUCUCUCGCACAAAUCUUCUGCGCAACGGCGACUGCUGUCGCAGUCACAACCAGCGGACAGUACGAUACAAAAUCAGCCGACGAACCCAUACACACACCCCAAUGAGUCAUCACCAACACAGUUAGAUACAGACAUACCCACACCCACACCUACGCAUACACAUACGCACACCGAUGGGGCUGUGGCCUCUGAUGCAGCGGCUCCUAUGGACGGGAUAAGUGCGGGUGACGAAGUGACGGCGGAUGGUCACGACUGUGUUGUCAAGGGUGGUGCUACGCUGUUGAACCUGCGCAUCUUUGGGCGAAUGAUGAUCAGAGACUUCACGCGCAUGCGACAGGCCCUGACGGCUAUGUGCGGGUCUCAGAACGAGGACAAGGCCUCCAUUCAAACAAUGAUCUCCAAACUGUUUGUGCAGAUGGCUGUGCAGUACUGUACGCUGUCGCUCGACAACUCAGUCCCCGACACCGUACGCGUGGCUGCAGAAGACAUUCGUACGCAACCGCUGAGCGAUGACAUCAUUGCGCACGGACUAGUCAAGGCACGCGAAGCCAAUGCAAGAAUACUGGAAAGUUAUCGUGAGUUGCUUAAUACCCUUGUGCUACUCCUCCGUGGUGGUACGCUUCAUUGGCGAUACGAGCUGAUCAUGUCGUCGUGUCUGGUGAUGCUGUUGCGCACAGAUGAGCAGCCGCCAGUGGAUGUGGUAGAGUGGUACUUGGAUGGUUGCAUCAGUGACAUGAUUGUUCUGAGACGCGUGGCCCUUAAUGCGCUGGAGACGAUACUUUACUGCCAACGCCGAAAGGUCACGAACAAACAUUGGGGCACAUUCUCAGAACCUCAGGCACUCCAAAGGCGAGAGCGAAUGUUUGACCCAGAACACGCACCUAGAUCUGAAGAAGAGUACCAGCGCACAGUGUUUGUGGACAAGAAUUGGGCUGGAUGGCAGACCUCGACCCUGGGAGUGCCCUAUUAUUUGGGUGCAGAGGGUCCUUAUGCUGGAGUGCGCACUGAUGCGGAGGAGGCGAUUCGAAAGCGCUUCUCGGACGAGCACUAUGUGGAAAAGUUCAUCGCCGCUCUAGAUCAGGAGGAAGUAUCACUGGACGAAGGCACUCCCGAGUCAGAACAGCGUCUCAAAACAGUACUGACGUGGCUCACGCUGCAGUUCCACUCGGGGUGUGUCUACGCACUGCUAGAGAGCAUCCCUCUCAUCAUGGAGACGCUGUUGACAGUCAUGGACCAAGGCCACGACGAAAAGGUACUCAUCCUGGCCAAAAGCUGCAUCCACUACAUAGCCAACACCAAGUACAUGCCGAAGGACUUAGCCGUGGUAGUACACACGCUGUGUGACCAGGCACAGGCGCACAAGUGGCGAUCGCGACUGAGCAUUGUGCAUACGCUGCAGUCGCUGGUGUUCCGCAAUCUGUUCCACUUAGACCAGACGCUGCUGGAUCGUGUGGUGGGGGUGUUGCUGACACAGCUACUGAUUGAUGUGCAGGUGGAGGUCAGGUCUGCUGCGGCCGAUACCAUUGGCGGAUUACUAAGGUGUGACGGGCGAAUGAAGGUGGAUGAGCUCAACCAAAAGUUCGGAGAAAUGGCCGACACACCCUUACCCAAACGCAACCUCAACGGCACCAACGGAAACAGUAGCAGCGCCUCACUCAGCACAAUGACCCAAACCACUCGAUCCAACAGCAGUCAGUCGCUGCACAGUGCCGGCGGUGGAGGGGUACGGUCCCUUGACUUCAUCACCCGGCAUGGGGGGGUGUUGGGAAUGUCGGCGUGCAUACUGGCGUAUCCCUAUAAACUGCCAGCCUUUGUGCCCGAGUUGUUGUGUGAGCUUGGAGACCACAUUGCUGACCCCGAACCCAUCCGAAGCACAGUCAAAACAACGCUAUCGGACUUCCGGCGGACACAUCAGGACAACUGGCACACACUUAAAAGCCAAUUUACUGACGACCAGUUGUCUGUAUUAACUGAUAUGCUGGUUUCCCCUAGUUAUUACGCAUAGGUCGCCCCAAAUAAAUAAAUUAAAUUAAAAGCUAA